AAAAAACAGUUGAAUGGUCUGGAUCGAUUUUGGCGUUUCACUCUCCAACUCUGUAUGGAUCGUUUGUCAAUAGUCGUUAUGGCAACCGCGAUUCGGCUAUAGCUAUUUGUAGUAUUGUUAUGGUUGUCGUCGUUGAAAGUGGUACCUACAACCAUAACCAAAUCCAUCGAUCCAUCCAUCCAUCCGAAUCAAUGUGUUGAGUAAUGUUUCGAUACAUAUUCAUCAUUGCCGUCAUAUCGAUUGUGGCCGUCGUCUUUAACCAACGAUAUAAUAAUCAGAAACAAGAACGACGUCGGAUGGCCGCUAUUCCGUAUGAAACACCAUCAACGUUGGUCAUGAUUGACAAUGGUAAUGGUGAUGAAAAAGGCAGUAGUAUUGACAGUAUGGCCAUUCAAUCUAAACCACUCAUAACGGCCAACGAUGAUGAUGAUGGUGCCAACGAAUUGGAUGAUUAUUGUCACACCAUUUGCCAGCUACAUCAAUGUCAAACGGGCCGCGAAGAUUUGUAUAAAGAGAAUCAAUGCGUUUGCUAUAAAGAUGGUGGUGGUGAACAACGGUGUGAGAUUUAAUUGAUGUAUAUGAGUGUUGUAUUUGUGGAUACAAUAAAAAAAACAAUUG
Dermatophagoides farinae (American house dust mite) is the source of this 618-nucleotide messenger RNA. RefSeq lists its product as uncharacterized. Lineage: Eukaryota; Metazoa; Arthropoda; Arachnida; Sarcoptiformes; Pyroglyphidae. The record is from RefSeq and is a predicted model, not a curated record.